UCACAGAAGAAAAUUUAUUAAACAACAAAACUAAAUAUCGUUAGGAGUAAAAAGUAAUACAUAAAAACAUAUAGAUAAAUAAAUAAAAAAGUAAACAAAUAAUGAGUGAAGAAGAUUAUCGAAUGAGUUUAGAAAUGUUUAACAAAAAUAUCCCAAAGAAUUUCACUCCUGAAUAUGGUUUAACAACAGCAACAACAACAACAAGCCAUGAAAAAUAUACACACCAAUGGACGACACGGCAUUAUCCGGUUAAAGAAGAACAGGAAAAAGUUAUGGAAGACAUGUUAGAUAUUCACAAUAGUUAUGACAAUCACAAUAGUAGCAACAGUGGUGGGGAAACUGAUGACCCGCUAAAGCAAUAUACCAUACAAUAUGUUGACGAUGAUAAUGAUGACAAUGAUGAUGAUGAUGAUAAUAAUGACCCUUGUUAUAAUGAUGAAGAUAUUUGUAGGGAGAAUAAAGGUUAUAGAACUUUUUUGGUGGCCGAUUAUGUUGAUUAUAAUCAGGAAACUAAUAUGUCGAAAUGUUUAAUAAUAAAUUGUGAAAAACCAAUGAGUGGUAGACGUACGGGAAAUAUUAAAAGGCAUUAUGAGAAGGUACACAAUUUUGUUAUAGUCCAUAAAAAUAAUAAGGAUAAAGAAAAACUAACCGAUGAAACGGCCACACAGCCGGCUUGUAUAACCGUUAAUUUGGAUAAAUAUUUCGAUUAUGAUCCUUUAAUGAAUAAAUCUUAUUGUAAAAUGCCCGGCUGUAAUGCGGCUUUAGUGAGUCGAAAACCCAACAAUAUUAUGCGCCAUUAUAGUUUGGUGCAUAAUUUUAAAAUUGGCGCCGAAGAGGCCGAUAAAGAAGGCAAUAUAUCUGAUGGCUCAAGAGCGUAUAAAGAACCCAUAAACAUUCCCUUGGAAGAUUUAGUGGCUUUAGAUGGGGAUAACAAUUACGCCCAUUGUUUAUUUAUCACUUGCCAGGCUUUAUUAGAAAAAGAUAUAUUAACGGUAGAGAGGCAUUAUAAUGAAGUACAUAAAAUUGUUAUAGCACGUAAUGGACAAAAUGUACCAAAUCGUUUUUAUCGCAAAAGAAUGUAUCGUUAUAUUCACCAACCCUUCGAAAACGAUCAGGAAUAUGUGGAAAAUAAAUUAAGAGAAUAUCUGCAUCAAACGGAUGGGGUAACUAUUAAACAGGAGCAGGAGAACCAACCUCACUGUUCUAAACAAAUAAAUAAGCCUUUAAUACCACUGGGAAAAAUGGGUUUUGGUAAAUUUAUUUCGCAAAACUAUGUGGACUUUGAUCUUGAAAAGAAUGUAUCAAAAUGUUUGAUAAAACACUGUAAACGUUCCAUGAGUGGCUGUUUAGCGGGUAAUAUUAAACGUCAUUAUCUAACCAUGCACAAUUUUGUUAUUUUACAUGGUUCAUGUGUACCCUUCGAAGAAAUUGAAGAAAUGUCCGAUGUUAGGCGAGAACAAAUAGAAGAUCUGGUAGCCUACGAUAAGAAUUCCACUUAUCAGUGUUUAUUUAUGAAUUGUGGUGUUAAUUUGGACGACAAUUUAUACACAAUAAAAAAGCAUUAUUUGGAAAUACAUAAAAUCAUUAUAAUAAGAUAUUCUGAUUAUAUAGUGCAGCGUAAACGUAGAUAUCGGGAACUGCAACAACAGCAGUCAUCGGAAAUGGAAUUUUAUAAUGAAGAGACAACGCCGUUAAGUGACGAGGAUGUAACACAAAAAUUCAUAGAUCAUGAUACUGAAAUGGAAGUGGAAAAAGUUAAUUAUGGUAAAAUGCGUAUAGAAAUGUAUGUUGAUUAUGACCAAGAGAAAAACCUCUCCAAAUGUCUAAUAAAACACUGCAAACGUUCCAUGAGUGGCUGUUUAGUGGGUAAUAUUAAACGUCAUUACCUAACCAUGCAUAAUUUUGUUAUUUUACAUGGUUUACGUUCACCCUUUCAAAUAACAGAUGGUAAAACCUCCACAAAAGUUGAUCUAUUACCAUUUUAUAUGGAAAUUUCCUCGCAACAAUGUUUAUUUAUUAAUUGUAAUCAAACUUUGGAAAAGGAUUUAUAUCUUAUAAGAAAACAUUAUCAUGAAGUGCAUAAAAUAAUUAUAAACAAAGAAUCGAAUAAAUUGUCUAUGCCUACACUAUGUCGGAGAAAAGCAUUACAACCGGCCACCGUUACACACAGAAAUCAAGAAAGUAUUUUGCCCGAUGAAGAGGAAGAAAAUCGUAAUUUAAGUUUAAUGGAACAAAACCUUUAUUCAUCCACCAUACACUCGAUGGUAUUAUCUUUAGGCCGUAGGAGUAUUGGCAAAUUUAAUAUGUCCCAAUAUGUAGACUAUGAUAAAGAGAAAAAUUUGGCCAAAUGUUUAAUAAAACAUUGUAAACGUUCCAUGAGUGGCUGUAUAGUGGGUAACAUCAAAAGGCAUUAUAAGAGAAUGCAUAAUUUUGUUAUACUACAUGGCAUACGUUUGCCGAAUGAAGAAUUUCAAGAAAUUUUCGAUACUUCCGUAAUAGAUGAAUUAGUGGCCUUUGACAUUGCAUCCUCCAGCUUUCAGUGUAUAUUCAAUAAUUGCUCUCAAGUAUUGGAAAAAGAUUUACCCUCGCUUAAAGUACACUAUUGUAAGGUGCAUCAAGUGGCCAUAGCCAAAGAUCCGGAGUGUGAUAUAAAAAGAAAGCUACCGCGUAAAUAUCAUGAACUCUAUGAAACGCCAUUUGAAACUGAAUUUCUAGAGGAAGAAUCGUGUUCUGUAAGAAAUGAAUAUUUAAGUGAGGAAGAUGAUCCAACUGAUUAUUUAGAGGAAUCAAUGAAUUGUCCAAUUAAAAGAGAAUACAUAAGUGAUGGCGAUGAUGAUAGUGGUGGUGAGCAAGAGAAGGCCGAUUCUUGUUUUAAUAUUAAAAAAGCUAAACUAAAUAGUAAAACAAACAUAUUCCCUAUAAUAACUGAAAAUCCCUUGGAAAACAAACAAAUUUCAAAACCCUCAACAGAGAAAAUGUAUAAACCCAUUUUACACCCUACAUCUACUAGUUUAAAAGAAAAUUCUACCACCGUUAAUAUAGAUCUAACUAAAUUAUCAUUUCAUAAUUUAUGUUUGGGUUUGGUAAUAGAACGUGAUAUGCCUUUGCAAUAUUUCGAUGAUGCUAAAUAUUUUAAAACUUUAUUAGCUCCAUACGAGCAGGUAUUUGCUUGUAAUAUCAAUGCUACCAAAAUGCGGAAUAUAAUGCUUAAAGCAAAUCAUAUAGUUGUGGAGGAUUUGAGUAAAAGAUUUUGCAAUAAAAUUGUUUGCUUGGAAUUGUAUGUAUUAAAACGUUUUGGCAUUUAUUAUAUGAUAAUAAAUGUUCGAUUUUUGGCGGAAGAAAUUAUAUGUAAUAAAUUGAUAGGAUCUUUUCCCAUAACAGAAACAACCAAAACUUUACCACUCAAUAAAUAUUUAAACAAGUUCAAUAUUGAUGACCAACAAAUCUAUAUGAAAACCAUUAUGCCUGAAUUCCAUAAUGAAGAGGAAAUCUAUAAUAUAUGUCAUAACAUCUGCAAACAUAAUACUGAUAUAAAAAAUCAUCCUAUAUACGACUUACAAAUUAUAUUCAGUUCUUUUAUCAAAAAAUACUCACACGAUAUUAAAAAUUGGCAAAAACUGAGUGGUAACCAAGAAACCAUUUCGUUAAAUAAGAAUAUGUUGGAAAAUUUAAAAGAAUUUUCCGAAUAUUUGGAGAAAAAUUGUGCCGAAAACAAUGAACAACUGCUGCCAGCUAUACACUUCUUUAAAGCCUUACAAAUCUUUUGGAAUUUUAUGGAUAAACUGAGGGGAGAACAAUAUGUGGCGGGAGAUUUUUAUCGUGAUUUAUUGUGUUGUGAAUUGGGUUUAAAGGGAGAACAUAAUAAAAGUCACAACUUCUAUGCAAAGGAACUUUAUGAGAAGUUUUGUGACUUUAAGAAUAAAAUCUUAGAAUCUCAAGAAUUUGUAGCAGCAUUGUAUUUGGAUGCCAGAUUUAAUUUUUUGGGUACACGUUUAAUAGGAGAUGAUGAACAAAAUAAAGGCAAAUUAUAUCUUUGUGAAAUAUGGGACAAAUAUAAGACCUAUCUACAGUUAAGUGAAAGCCCCGAUAAUACAUUAUCAAAUGCUGAACUAAAUAAUGAGGAAUUUAAUGAUGAUGAAUAUGCUUUGCUGACCCAACAUAUUAAUGAUACAAUGCCCGUUAAAACUAAUGUCAGCAUACAGUAUAAGCUUUCAAAUUUUAUACCCACAAAGAGGCAACCUAUUAGCAUGGAUAUUUUAAAAUAUUGGCAUUCUAAUUGUCAGUCUAUGGAAGAUAUUAAUGAAUUGACAAAAAUAGCUUUUACACAUUCCGCUUCUCAAUUUAUUUUAUUAUAUUUAGAAACGAAUUUCUCUAUACCAUUGUUCCAAGCGGAUGAGGAUAACUUUGAUAAGUUGCUCUUAAAGAGUAAUCAAGAGUUAUUGGAAGAAAAUAUCGCUUUUAUAUUGGAAGAUUUAUAAGAUAAUGCAUUAACUAAUUUAUUUUUUAAAAUAUUUUUUAAAUAAAUGUACAUAUUUAUUUCCA
Molecule: messenger RNA, 4542 nt
Organism: Lucilia cuprina (Australian sheep blowfly)
Lineage: Eukaryota; Metazoa; Arthropoda; Insecta; Diptera; Calliphoridae
Exons: 3
Coding region: 102-4478 (1458 amino acids)
Source: RefSeq, a predicted model, not a curated record